Ricinus communis (castor bean) is the source of this 2096-nucleotide messenger RNA. RefSeq names its product phosphomannomutase/phosphoglucomutase. Gene Ontology annotation, cellular component: chloroplast stroma. The coding region runs from base 1 to 1863 and encodes 620 amino acids. Gene Ontology annotation, molecular function: phosphomannomutase activity. The transcript is spliced from 7 exons. Gene Ontology annotation, biological process: carbohydrate metabolic process. The record is from RefSeq and is a predicted model, not a curated record. NCBI's taxonomy places the organism in Eukaryota, Viridiplantae, Streptophyta, Magnoliopsida, Malpighiales, Euphorbiaceae.
AUGGCUCACACUGCAACAUCCUCAAUUUCCCUGCAAAACAAUGUCCCAAAUACAAGCUUCAAAUCUCCACCAUCACCACCAACAAAACCAUUUCAGAAUAAUAUUAAAUUUUCAUUUCCACCCCUGACAUUAACUAAAGUUACACGAAUAAAAUCUUCAAGCACUACAAAGUACAAUGAAGUUAUUGUUGAUGAAGAAAUGGACAAGGUCAGGAGACUUCAAAAUGGCUCAGAUGUUCGUGGAGUGGCGUUGGAAGGCGAGAAAGGUAGGACCGUGGAUCUUACUCCACCGGCCGUGGAAGCCAUUGCGGAGAGUUUUGGGGAGUGGGUCAUAAAUGGCUUGGAAAAGGAAAAAGGACGUGUAGUUGAGGAUGUCAGAGUCUCGCUUGGUAAAGAUCCAAGAGUAACAGGAGCUUCUUUGAGCGUAGCUGUGUUUGCUGGACUUUCUCGUGCUGGUUGUAUGGUGUUUGAUAUGGGACUGGCUACUACUCCUGCUUGUUUUAUGAGCACAUUGCUGCAUCCUUUUGCCUAUGAUGCUUCUAUAAUGAUGACAGCUUCACACCUGCCAUACACUCGAAAUGGUCUAAAAUUUUUUACAAAGAAAGGAGGGCUAACCUCGCCGGAGGUAGAGGAGAUAUGCGAGAAAGCAGCACGGAAGUAUGCGAACAGGCUUAUGAAAGUGUCGACAUUAUUAAAUACUCCACCAACGAGAGUGGAUUUUAUGAGCACUUAUGCGAAGCAUCUCCGGGACAUCAUCAAGGAGAGGGUGAACCAUCCCUUGCACUAUGACACCCCUCUCAAAGGAUUUCAGAUCAUUGUCAAUGCUGGAAAUGGAUCAGGAGGUUUCUUCACAUGGGAUGUACUAGACAAGCUUGGUGCAGACACCUUUGGUUCCCUACACUUAAAUCCAGAUGGAAUGUUCCCUAAUCACAUUCCCAAUCCCGAGGACAAAACCGCCAUGGCACUUACGAGAGCUGCUGUCCUGGAUAAUUCGGCUGAUCUUGGAAUUGUCUUCGAUACAGACGUUGACCGAAGUGGUGUUGUCGAUAGCAAAGGUAAUCCAAUUAAUGGUGACAAGCUCAUUGCCUUGAUGUCUGCUAUUGUCCUGAGAGAACACCCUGGAACUACUAUAGUGACUGAUGCAAGAACAAGCAUGGCGCUUUCAAGAUUUAUUACUGAUAGAGGUGGCCAACAUUGCUUAUACCGCGUUGGUUAUAGAAAUGUGAUUGAUAAGGGAGUUCACCUUAAUGAGGAUGGGAUUGAAGCACAUCUUAUGAUGGAAACAUCAGGACAUGGUGCUCUUAAAGAGAAUUAUUUCUUAGAUGAUGGGGCGUAUAUGGUAGUGAAAAUUAUCAUUGAAAUGGUACGAAUGAAACUAGCCGGAUCCGAUGAAGGUAUUGGUAGUCUUAUAAAAGAUCUAGAAGAACCAAGAGAAGUUAUAGAGUUAAGAAUGAAUGUAAUAUCUGAGCCUCGACAUGCCAAGGCAAAAGCUGUUGAGGUUAUCGAGAAAUUCCGAAACUUUAUUGAGGAGGGAAAACUUGAAGGGUGGGAAUUGGACUACUGUGGAGAUUGCUGGGUAAGUGAUGGCUGCCUCGUCGACUCAAACGACACUCCAGCUGCUGUUGAUGCUUACAUGUACAGGACAAAAGUAUCUGAUGAAGAACAUGGACAACAUGGUUGGGUACACCUGAGGCAGAGCAUUCACAACCCCAACAUUGCUGUAAAUAUGCAAUCAAUGGUGCCUGGAGCUUGUCAAUCUAUGACAGAAGUUCUAAGAGAUAAGUUUCUCGUGGCAAGCGGAAUUGACAAAUUUCUAGAUAUCACUCAGAUCGAUAAGUAUGCGAAUACUGGAAUUGCGAAAUGAGAUCAAGAAGUCAAGAAUAGACGGCACAAGAUUAUUUUAGGGCACAAGUUAUAGCCAAUCAACUUUAAUUAAUGUACAGUGAGCAUGUGUAUACUGCAGUUGGAAAUGCAUGAAAAUCAAGCGAGUCUUAUUAGAAUCAUAGAGAAUAUUAUGUAUAUGUAUAUGGGAAAAUCUCUGGUAUGGCUCUAUACAAGUUCAAGUGAAAAUUGAGAUCGUAUAGAGUUUUUACAUAA